This is a messenger RNA of Ceutorhynchus assimilis (cabbage seed weevil), 2650 nucleotides long. NCBI's taxonomy places the organism in Eukaryota, Metazoa, Arthropoda, Insecta, Coleoptera, Curculionidae. The record is from the annotation of a GenBank genome assembly.
UACUGCAAAUUCGACCGUUAGUUUUGUAGUUUGCUAUUUUAGACAUAGUCAGAUCGUUCCGCCUCAGAGCUGCGAUCCAUGCAGCUCUGCGUUUUCUAGACAAAUCGUUUUUAUGCGUUAAGAACCUGAAACUAAGUUCUGUGGGGAUGGAAUGAAAGGACACCACAUCACGAUUUGCGCGACUGGUGCAACCAAAUACGAGGCAUGACAUAGGCAUAAUUUUGAGUUAAGAUAACACUUUUCACUUAAAAAAAAAAACUUAACAAGUUUACAAAGCAGGCACAGGGCAAGCUGCAAUGUUUAUGUUUACCUUUCCUGUCUGCCAAUUACCGCCAUAUUGAAUUUCAUUUGACACUCAUCGCUUGAAGCGCUUUCGAGUUUCGAUUGUAAAGCCCUCCGAACCAGAAUAUUCGAGUCGUUCGGGUGCUACUCCCCUAACUCCCUCGCCAUGAAAUUCUGGGCCUGCACGAUUGCCUAACUAAUGCAAACAAAUGUUCAUAAGGAACUCCAAAGACGUCAUCAAGUUACACAUUACCAGACAACCUAUUAACUCCAGGGACCUUGGACCAACGGUUAACAAAUAAAUUUCAGUACUCCUAAAAUAUAACUUAUUUCUGAUUCUGAUUUACUGAUCCCGACUCGCGAAGUUGAGAGCGUUCCAAGAAAGCGUUCCAGAUCCAUCGACGGAACUGACUUUUACCUCUACCGGAAUUUUUCGGUGGACUUUUGAAAAGUGCCUAAAGUGAAGUUUGGAGUGAGUGAGGUUAGGUUUAUUUAAUGUUGUUCUUUUUCAUUCACGAAAAAUAAAUCAAAAUCAUCUCAACAUUCUCAACCAUCCUUUAUAAAAUUAUUGAUAAAUUAAUUUGGUAUUCUAUUGAAUUUUUUAGUUUUCAUCUACUAAAUCCUUGUGAUGUCUGACUGUGAAGUCCAAAUUGACGGCCACUUCCUAGACCUCAUCGACGACGAGUGGAGGUCUGACAAACUACCAGAAGACGACAUCGACGUACCUUUAUACGAACUGGCCGAUCCUGAAGCUGAUUCAGGAGACGUCCAUUUAACUCUAAAGGAACAGGAACAAAAGUGGACUGACAUACGAUUGAGCAGUUUAAGUGAACACCAAUAAGCUCAUCUUCUAUCUACUAUUAACAUUAUUAUGGAACUUCCAAACUUGGGCAAACGAUGUGCAGACGACCAUUGCAAACAACUGGACUUUUUGCCUUUACAAUGCCGCUGCGGAAAAAUAUUUUGUUCAGAACAUUUAAACUGCCAUGCGCAGACUUGCACAAAAUCGAGGUUUUUGGCUGAAGAUGAAUUGAAGAAGAUUGAAAAUAUUUUUGUUUGUUCUAGAGAAGGCUGCAAGGAGAGGAGUGUAGUACCUUUAAUUUGUCAACGAUGUGAAAAACAUUUUUGUAUCCAACAUCGCCACCUGGCACAAUGCCAGGAAAAAUCACCAGAAGAACAAGCAAAAGAAAAAGAAAAAUAUUUUGAACCAGUGAAACAAUUCAAUAAAGCCAAAGCAGUUGUAGACAAACAAGUAGAAAACAGCCUUGCAGAAGCAAAAAAGAAAUCAAAAAAUAAAGAAAUGGCUGCCAAAUUGCAAUUAAUGAAAAUAAAAAAUAAGGCUAUUGGGCAAAAAAACAUUCCUCCGGCUGAUAGAGUGUAUUUUAAUAUUCAUAUACAAAGCCUUGGCAGAGAUGUUCCAGUGUUUGUAUCUAAAACAUGGUCAUUGGGUCGUGUCAUAGAUGCGGUCGCAGAAGAAUGCAAACUGCAAAAUAACAACCACAAGGGGAAUGAGAAAAAACUGAGACUCUUCAAAAAGGAUGAUAAGAAAAUAGUGUUUGGUAAUUUAACAGCAACUUUGAGUGGUUUAUUAGCUGAUAAAGUAAUAGUAGAUGGCGAAGAUUUAAUUAUAGAGUAUGUUAGUGAUACUUGUAUAAGUUUAUAAGUGAUUUUUUUAUAAAAAUCUGGAAAAAACUAUAUUGGUUUUUAUUUUUUAUAAAAUUAGCAUAAACUACAGUAGCAUCAAGUCAAUCAACUAACAAAUAUACAUUCAUUGGUCACCUUUUUUCUUUGUUAUCCAUAAUGCACCACAGAUAUAAAAUCUAAUUCCUGAUUUAUUGCACAAAUCAAGUUAAUGGUCACUGGCUUUUGAAUUCAUUGAGAAAUUUCUAGAAAGCAAUUCAAGAGCCGAGAAUAAUUCAAAUUGUGAUUAUUAGUGGCCCUUGGUUUAGUCUAAGCUAAUUUUUCUAUUGGUAAUCAUCAGAUACUUAAGAGUCCAAAUGUGGUUUUUCAAGGAAUCUUGUUUCACCUGAGUAAUUUAUCAUCAAGAUUUGGACUACUGAUCAUAAUUUUGAAUAUUAACGGAUACUGUAGCACUAUUUUUCUUUUAUUUUGUCAAUGAACUUUAAUGUCAAAUUGUCAUGUCAAAGAUCCUGACCAAUAAAGAAACAAUAAUGCGACAUACGUUUUCGUAUUCAAAGCAAUCUUUGAUUGGUUUUUUUUUUGAAGACCCGAUAUGUUUCUGUACUAUAAGCACUUACAUAUAUUUUGAUUGGAAAGAAGUGAAAAGUUGCGGAAAAUGGCUUUUACAUUUUGAUGUAUAAGUCUUAUUGGAACUAGGAAAGGAUAUUUAAUAAAUAAUAUGCUUUAU